Messenger RNA from Xiphias gladius (swordfish), 930 nucleotides. It is a transcript of the gene fam131c, whose product is annotated as family with sequence similarity 131 member C. The coding region runs from base 1 to 789 and encodes 262 amino acids. NCBI's taxonomy places the organism in Eukaryota, Metazoa, Chordata, Actinopteri, Istiophoriformes, Xiphiidae. The record is from RefSeq and is a predicted model, not a curated record. The transcript has 6 exons.
AUGGGUGCCUGCCUCUGCAAAGGUCACAAAGAGCUCCACCUUCCCAUGACAGCACUACAGGACCAGGCUGAGGAGGGUCAGACAUCCACUGUCAAGGAUGGCCAGAAUCCCUCCAACGGCAAUGUGCCAGAUAAACCCAGCCGUUAUGACAUUGGCGAGCUAGCCACCUCUUCUUUGAUGGGUCUGGUGGCCACGAUAAAGGAGCAUAUCACCAAGCCGACGGCAAUGGCCCAGGGACGAGUUGCUCACCUGAUUGAGUGGAAGGGAUGGGGUGGAAGCGGCGAGGCAGGGGGACGUGGGAGCGGUUGGAGCGGGGCCUGCAGUACAGGAGGAGGAGGCUGGGGGGGGGUGGGGGCUGAGCUGCAGGAGGAUGAACAAUUCUACUCCCAAAUGACGGACGAGAUCAAGGAAGCUCGCUUCGCUGCAGGAGUGGCGGAGCAGUUUGCCCUGGCUGAGGCGGCCUUGAAUGUGUGGGCAAUGAAUGACAACUUAGAUAAGCCAUCCACCAGUUUACAAGCGGCACAGAGCCACUUCUUGUCUCAGUUCCUGCUGGACGGUGGUAGUGUCGGCAUUCCCCAGCAUCUUUACAGCAUCCACGCCCAGACUUAUGGCAACAACAGUGCGGCCAACCUGGUCCCUCUGCCACCGGUCGACUCUGUUUCCCCAAUGUCAACCACUCAGCAGGACAGAGAUCAUCCUUUUGAGGACAGACGCACUGUGACUGCAGAGGCUUCUGUCCGACAAGUAGACAGCAGCUCGCUAUCCGAGGAUGAUGUUUUUUAUAACUAGGCUUAACAGGAAAACAAGCCAGAAAUCUUGAUAGCAAUCUAAAAUGAUCCUCACUGAGAGGAUGUGAGUCUCAGCCACCAGCAGUGACUGAUACAAAGUAACCGCAGACAUCUGUGACACAUCUCAAGAGAAAAAUUCUCA